Messenger RNA from Dromaius novaehollandiae (emu), 1471 nucleotides. It is a transcript of the gene CPLX3, whose product is annotated as complexin 3. NCBI's taxonomy places the organism in Eukaryota, Metazoa, Chordata, Aves, Casuariiformes, Dromaiidae. The coding region runs from base 28 to 501 and encodes 157 amino acids. The record is from RefSeq and is a predicted model, not a curated record. Gene Ontology annotation, molecular function: syntaxin binding. Gene Ontology annotation, biological process: neurotransmitter transport; regulation of neurotransmitter secretion; synaptic vesicle exocytosis. The transcript is spliced from 3 exons. Gene Ontology annotation, cellular component: terminal bouton; SNARE complex.
GCUCCCCGGGCUCCCCGCUCCCCGGCCAUGGCGUUCAUGGUGAAGAGCAUGGUGGGGGGGCAGCUGAAGAACCUCACGGGCGGGCUGGGCGGCGAGGAGAAGAGCGAGAGCGAGAAGUCGCCGGCGGAGGCGCAGGGCAUGACCCGCGAGGAGUACGAGGAGUAUCAGCGGCAGCUGGUGGAGGAGAAGAUGGAAAGAGAUGCCCAGUUUGCCCAGCGCAAGGCGGAGAGGGCCACAUUCAGGUCCCACUUCCGAGACAAGUACCGGCUCCCCAAGAACGAAACCGAUGACAACCAGAUCCAGCUGGUGGGAGGCGACGUGGAGCUGCCCAAAGAGCUGGCCAAGAUGAUCGAGCAGGACAACGAGGAGGAGGAGGAGAAGAACUCCGUCAUCGGGCAGCUCAGCAACAUCCAGAACCUGGACCUUGACUCCCUGAAGGACAAAGCCUCGGCCACGCUGGAGGACCUCAAGCAGUCGGCCGAGAAGUGUGCCGUGAUGUGAGGCGGCCGAGCCCCGCUCCCCGUCGACGCGACAGCUCUCUCCCUCGCCGCGCCGCGGGAGAGGGGGGGGACGCCGCCAGGGCGACCUGCCACGGGCCCCCCCAUGUUGCCACCCUCGCCCGCGCGAGCCGGGUCCUGCUCCAGAGCCGUGUUCAGCCUCGAAUCCCUGACCCCGCCGUCCCCGUGCCGUGCGUGCCGGUGGCCCCGUCGUGCCGUUCCUGUUUCGUUCUGUCCCCAGCCCGAGGUUAGAGGGAGAGGCAGCCCACCCCCCCCCCCGCCGUGCCCACCGCGCGGCCCCGGCGCCUGCGUUCGGCGGGAGCUGGGGGGCUGCGGGAAGCGGUGCCCGGUGACCUUGGCGUGUUAUUGAACUGCGUCAGCACGUGGGAAGCCAGAGCCUUUCUGGCAGAGCAGGGCCGCGUGCUGUUCCUCUGCCUACACAUACGCGGAGGCUCCCAGGAGCGACGGGGAGGAUCCCGUCUGCUCGGCGAGGACGAGGCACAAGGAGAAAUGCCCCCCCGCUGCCUGGCACCCGAGGGAUAACAUCCUGCCCGUGCCAGAAACAGCAACCGCGCUGCCCUCGAGGGCCCUCUCGUGCCAUGCGACCCCAUCUGACAGAGCCGGGGGGGUGCGCGGGGUGGGGGGGGAGCCCAGCGAGGCAAAGCCCGAAUUAGUGCUGAGCCAGGAAUAAACCCCUGCUCGGGGGUGCUCCGCUUCGCCCGCCCGAGCCCUUCCCGCAGCGCGGCCCUCCGCUUCCCGGGUGGGAUCGGCUGGGGUCCUCAUUCCUUCCCGGAGAAGAACAAAAAAAGAAAAAAAGAAAAAAAAAAAGACCCGUGCGUGAGGGAGCGAUGCCUCCGUACCUGUCGUGCCGUACUUGUGCGCUGUGCUCCUUUGGGUGUCUGCACCUCCUGUGCUGUCCCUGUGCCGUGGCACUCUUAUAGCCGGUGGAAUAAAUACCAGGAGAUGUCUAUGCA